AUGUGGGUGAACCUAGGUGAGACCGACCUCAAGCAGUGGGGUCUUUUUGCCUCCGUCGCCGGACAGGCGACUGUAAGCAGGAAAGUAGUGCUGUGUUUUUGCAGUUCAGUUCCAUAUAAUUGCCACAAGUGGAUGGGCCCCAGUCGCCUCUGCUGCUCGAUGAGAUUACCGUACCUAUGGAUAGCAACAACAAAGUCAACCUGGAAUUGUUCGGCUUCUCCGUUUCCGCCUCCCUCUUAUGGAACCGGUACAUUUAAGUUGGCGUCAACUCUUACCGUGUGUCGGCUUGCAAUUAUAUGUAGAGCAGUGGCGAAGUCGUUAUGGCACCACAUUGGCGACUCAUCGAAAGUGCAGCAUGGAGCUCCGCUGCACUUCCGGUGCUAG
Toxoplasma gondii ME49 is the source of this 384-nucleotide messenger RNA. RefSeq lists its product as hypothetical. The record is from RefSeq and is a predicted model, not a curated record. Bases 1 to 384 code for a protein of 127 amino acids. The transcript has a single exon. Lineage: Eukaryota; Apicomplexa; Conoidasida; Eucoccidiorida; Sarcocystidae.